CUGCUUAACCAUGAAUCUUAAACCGGCAUAAUCUUUUUCCAGGCUGCCACAAAAUGACCAAAACCUUUUACGCCUGUAACUGGGCCAAGUCCCGGAUUACUGUGGAAUAUCUGAACGGAUGCGUCCUAACAGGCGCUUGAGGAAAUAAAGAAAACAUCCACUGGAGAGCCCCGGGCACAGAAUUUCCCCCUCAACCCAAGGAUGGGGAAGUUGUCAUUUUGUUGAUCAUCUUCAACGAGGGUUCAGCCUGCCCGGGUCAAAACUUUACCGCGAUGUGCUUGCUGCCUUUCAAUUACACCCCCAAGACAUUGGUCCAAAUUCCGUGUCCAACAUCUGUAAUUUCCAAGUUUUCUGUGAAGUUUAUCUACAAGAGGAGCCCACAGUUGACCUAUUCCGGGAUUUGUUUUACUUAAACUGCCAUAUGGAGUUCACAGAUGGACCAAACACUGAGCUUGGCGGGGUGGCUAUUCAGAAAAGAAAAGAUGUUGACUUCCCCCAUGAAAAACAUGCCAGCCAUCCUAAGGAUUGGAACCAUACUUGGUUCUAUUGUAAAGAUACCUCCCCGGAAGGCAAAAAUCCCUUGCCGGGUUAUCGUGCUCACAGGCUUCCCAACACUCAUCCUUUCCCUCAACGAAUGACUGCUAAGGAACGAUCCCAAUAUGCACCUCAGCUGUCAAAACUCAGAGCCUUUAUGGCCAACGGUUUAACGGGCAAUGAUUUUGUCCGCUGCUGGUUAUCAUGGAGUAUCUUGCCAUUAAGCCGCCGCUCUGGUUUAAUGUGUGAGUAUACAGGAGCUGUGACAGAUCUGUUGCGCCACACUGACGUUCAGCUGUCUGAGGCUGAAAUUACUGAAGCUGUGAAGAAAAUGCUGGAUGAACCAGUCGAGGACUGCAGCAAAACAGGACUUAGUCCUUUUUACGCUUUGAACAAACUGCCAGGGGGUGAUGAUCCAUUCUGGAAGAAAAAGCCUGAGGAUAAAGCGCCCAAACCAUCCAGGGUGGGUCGUCCUAAGCACAAGGUCACUAAACAGGCUGGCAAGAAGAAGACCGCUGACUCAGCUGAUGCUGAUGACGCCCUUGACAACCAAGAGUCAGAGGGCGAGGGGGACGUCAGUCGUGCAGGUGACGUAGAGGUAAUUAUUCUCUCAUCCGGUUCAGAAUCUCUGCCCACUCAAAAAGCUCGGCGAGUAAUCCGGAAAGUAAGAUUUUCUCACCCCCUAGCUCACUUGGACAAAAACUUUCUGUUGAAGAAACAGCAAGUCGAAGCUCGCCGCCAAACCCGGCAUAGUGGCCAAAAAGUCACCUCCUCCGGUUUACCGAACACACCGGUAACCUCUCAUUCCUCUUCUGGUGAGUCCACAGGGACUCAAGUCCCCGUCCUUAAGACAGUUCCUGGGGCCCAAGCUAGAGCCAGGAAACGGGCAAAGCCCAACAGUCCGGCGGUUGAACCCAAACUUCUGAACCGGAGGAACACCCGGAGGCUCAUACUCAGACCGACGAGGCUGUCCUGGAUGACCCGCCACCUGAAAGCCAUGACGCCGAUGUGGAGCAGAUGGAGACUGAUCCGCCAAGUCCUGCUGCCAACCCGCCGAGCCCUAUUGUUAAACCGUCUGCUGCUAACCCGCCAAGCUCCUCCAAGCCUGCUGAUGAUUAGACUGACGAUGUCAUGAUUACUGGUCUGGGUUUCACAGCUCCGGGUAAUCCGAUGGCUUUAUCAAGACAUAGUGCCAAAGAGGAAUUUGCUGCUAUGGAUAAAGGCAAGAUGAAGGCAAAUUUGGAAAACCUUGCCCACCUCAACGCUCCGGACCUUCAUUCCGGCCUCUUGAACCGCUUCUAUACAAAUCGUGACUAUGAAGCCGGUUUAUUAAACAUGAUGAAGGAACGGUAUGAGGCUGAGCUUGUCAAAAAGGAUUCCCAAGUUAUUGAUUUGCAGGAGAAUAUCAAGUCACAACAAGCAGAGACCUCUAAGGCCAAAGAGGAACUGAACGACGCUUUAGCCAACAUAGAAAAGUUGAAAGAGAGCUUCAAGAAUGACCGAGCAAAUUGGGAUGCAGAAAAGGCAACUCUCUUGAAACGGGCUGAAGAUGCUGAAGCAGCUCUCAAUCCGGUGAAGGUAGAGUUGGGCGGUUUAAGGUAACAAAUAAAUGCCAUGAGUACUACUGUAUUUGGAUCCCGUGUUGCACAUCUUGGCUCAGAUUCACGGCAAAAACUGGAGGCUGCCUAUACUCUGAUAGAGCAGCUAUAUACCGGCGUCCAACGGGUUAGUUGCACAUCAUCUCAUGAUAAACCGCCCCCAACCUUGAUCAAGGAAACUCUGAGAUGGCUGUCCAUGAUACCCGGACGAUUGAUUGAGUUCAAGAAGUCAGCUACCAGAGCAGGUGCCCUUACGACGCUAACCCGGGCCAAAGCCUGGGUUCCUGAUCUUAAUCCGGCUGAUUUGGGGAAUGGCUAUCCCAGCCUGAAGGAGGACGGGUCAGAGUUUGAUAACAAUGAUCUCAGAGCCUUAACAAGGGAAAUGCGUCCCUGGGCAAGCAAAUUGGCUGAGGAGACUGAUCUUUCAUAUCACCAUGCGGCUUAUGAUACCAAUAACAAGAAAGCCAACCCGCCAACCUAUGAAGCGCCAAGCCUGAUCCCGCCAUUUCAUAAGCAUACUUAUGCCCCUGACAUUGACCCCUCAUCCCUUAUACACGACGAAGCAGUGUUCAGGGCUUUAACUGGUAUCGCCUGGACCACCAAUGACUUCCAGUUGCUGGGUAGAAGAGAGGAAGAUGAAGCGGCGCAAGACGAUCCGCAACCCUCAAGCCAGCCGGGUCAAGAUUCAUGAACCGGCGGCCAGUUUAACUGCAUGCUCCAAUACUUUAUGUGAAACAAUUAUUCUGUGGGCACCAAGCGCCUUGUAAUAGGCUAGUAUUAAACACUUCUUCUGCUAUGCCAUCAUGCAUACUUGCUUUUACAUGACACUGACAAUCUGCCAUAUUUAAGAUAUCCCUUGAUGCUUUUAUGACAGAAA
Aegilops tauschii subsp. strangulata is the source of this 3009-nucleotide messenger RNA. RefSeq lists its product as uncharacterized. The record is from RefSeq and is a predicted model, not a curated record. Lineage: Eukaryota; Viridiplantae; Streptophyta; Magnoliopsida; Poales; Poaceae.